AACAAGCGAUUUUGGACGAUCAGCCAACGGCAAAACUGAAGUCGUCUUGGUAGAUCUGCAUCAAGAAGUUGGUGACGCCUUUGAGGUUUGUAUGGGUACCAUCUAAUGUCAUCUAAACGAAGUGUGUGGAAUUCCUACACCAUUUCUUCUGGUAGAGAUGUGGGGGUUCCUUUCGAGCUGGUCUUAAACAAUCCUGAUGUUUUCAUCAGACCGAGCUGUUCUUCUUCUUCCAGAACGUCCCUUGUUGAGAUUGAGACUUGUUCCUUCUCUCUGAUACUUCUUGAUAUUCUUCCAGAUUGUCGACUUAGCAGGUACAUUUCUAUCUGGGAAGCGUACUCUAAACUGAUCAGCAACCUGCUGAAGGCUCCCACUUCUGAGCCACUCACUUACUACGAAUACUCUUUGAUCUUGGGUCAGCUGCAUGAACUUGCUAUGUUGAAUGCUUGUUCAGAAAUUGAGACUUGUUCCUUCUCUCUGAUACUUCUUGAUAUUCUCCCAGAUUGUCGACUUAGCAGGUACAUUUCUAUCUGGGAAGCGUACUCUAAACUGAUCAGCAACCUGCUGAAGGUUCCCACUUCUGAGCCACUCACUUACUACGAAUACUCUUUGAUCUUGGGUCAGCUGCAUGAACUUGCUAUUUUGAAUGCUUGUUCAGAAAUGUGUAUUUCGAAUAGGACAUGGUCUUG
Messenger RNA from Owenia fusiformis, 686 nucleotides. Lineage: Eukaryota; Metazoa; Annelida; Polychaeta; Sabellida; Oweniidae. The record is from the annotation of a GenBank genome assembly.